UUGUUUUGUUCUAAUUUAAACAGAAAGGAUUCGGUUACAAGGGCAGCAAAUUCCACAGAGUCAUCAAGGAGUUCAUGAUCCAGGGUGGUGACUUCACCAGAGGAGACGGCACUGGAGGCAAGAGCAUUUAUGGAGACCGUUUCCCUGACGAGAACUUCAAGCUGAAGCACUACGGCCCCGGCUGGCUCAGCAUGGCCAACGCUGGCAAAGACACCAACGGCUCCCAGUUCUUCAUCACCACAAUUCUAACUCCAUGGCUGGACGGCAAGCAUGUUGUCUUUGGAAAAGUUCUGGAGGGAAUGGAUGUGGUGAAAACAAUUGAGAAAACAAAGACAGAUGGCCGUGAUAAGCCUCUUAAAGAUGUCAUCAUGCACGAUUGUGGCAAAAUCGAGGUGGAGAAGCCAUUCGCAGUGGCCAAGGAGUAAGAGCGCUGCUGGUGGUGGGGAGAACAGGACUGGGGGUGUGGGGGUUGAGGGGUAAUCGUGCAGGCCACUUUGUUUUAUCACUAACAGCCCUGUGGGUCCUGGAGAAGGGGC
Lates calcarifer (barramundi perch) is the source of this 536-nucleotide messenger RNA. Its product is annotated as peptidyl-prolyl cis-trans isomerase B-like. Gene Ontology annotation, cellular component: intracellular membrane-bounded organelle. Gene Ontology annotation, biological process: protein peptidyl-prolyl isomerization. The record is from RefSeq and is a predicted model, not a curated record. NCBI's taxonomy places the organism in Eukaryota, Metazoa, Chordata, Actinopteri, Centropomidae. Gene Ontology annotation, molecular function: peptidyl-prolyl cis-trans isomerase activity.